Molecule: messenger RNA, 6653 nt
Organism: Dicentrarchus labrax (European seabass)
Lineage: Eukaryota; Metazoa; Chordata; Actinopteri; Moronidae
Product: NACHT, LRR and PYD domains-containing protein 12-like
Exons: 15
Coding region: 181-3852 (1223 amino acids)
Molecular function (GO): protein binding
Source: RefSeq, a predicted model, not a curated record
GGUACAUAAGAUAAGGGAGGAACUGAUCAAAGUGUUGAGCCAGUCCUUUCAGACUACGUUGCAUCGACAGAGCAGAAGGAAGGAAAAUCCACAAUAUGAGUGUUUGUGUGGAGGAAGAAGAGGACAGUACAGAGCCACCGAUAUCCAGCAGUCUGUCUAUAAGGAGUGACUUUUCCAGAGAUGAACCUCCAUUCUUCAGUAAUGCACCAAGACCCUCAAAAACAAAAGGAUUUAGAAAUGUGCUUUGAAGAAAAACAUCUUGGUGUUUGCAGAGUUCAGCACCACAGACUGAGAGCAGAAUCUCCAAUAUCCAGCCUGUCAAUGAAAAGUGACUUUUCUAAGGAUGAACCUCCGUUCUUCCGUAAUGAACCUAGACCCUCAGACACAAAAAUCCAGUACCACAAACAAAGAACACAGUCUCCACUAUCCAGCCAUCUGUCUAUGAAGAGUGACUUUUCCAAAGAUGAACCUCCAUUCUUCAGUAAUAAACCUGGACCCUCAGACACAAAGGUUCAGUACAACAGACAGGGAGCCGAGUCUCUAGUAUCCAGCUGUUUGUCUAUCAAGAGUGACUUUUCCAAAGAUGAACCUCCAUUCUACAGUCAUAAACCUGGACCCUCAGACACAAAAGAAAGGAAGAGGGCUCAUGUCUCUGUGGAGCGGCAGCUGUGCUGCUGUGCUUUGUGUCGGGAUGUCUUGAAGGAUCCAGUGUCUAUCAGCUGUGGACACUGCUUCUGCAGACAGUGCAUCAUCUCAUACUCCUCCUGUCCUCAGUGUGGAGAAAGAUUCAGAACAAGACCAGGACUGCAGACCAGCACCAUACAAAUGAGUGGUGGUCUGCAGGUUUUUGAUGAACAUAAGAUCAGUCUGAGGAGGAGAUGUAAAUAUGUGACUGAAGGAACCGAUGAAGCGGGAAGUGGAACCCUCCUCAAUAGGAUCUACACUGAGCUCUACAUCACAGAGGGACAGAGUGAAGAGGUUAAUAGCCAACAUGAAGUGAAGCAGCUUGAGACAGCUUCCAAGAUGGAGACCCUCCAUGACACUCCAAUCAUGUGCCACGACAUCUUUAAAACCUUACCUGACCAACAGAAACACAUCAGAGUCGUACUGACGAAUGGUGUUGCUGGCGUCGGAAAAACCUUCUCAGUGCGGAAGUUCACUCUGGACUGGGCAGAGGGUUUGGAAAACCAAGAUGUCAGUCUGGUGAUUCUGUUUUCGUUCAGGGAGCUGAACCUGAUCAAAGAUGAGCAAUACAGUCUUCUCAGGCUGCUCCAUGUUUUCCAUCCAACAUUACAGAAGGUCACAGCAAAGAAGCUCACUGUCUGUAAACUUUUGUUCAUCUUUGACGGCCUGGAUGAAAGCAGACUUUCACUGGAUUUCAAGAAGAAAAAGGUUGUGUCUGAUGUCACACAGAAGUCACCUGUAAACAUGCUGUUGACAAACCUCAUCAAGGGGAAACUGCUUCCCUCGGCUCUCGUCUGGAUAACUUCCCGACCUGCAGCAGCCAAUCAGAUCCCUCCUUCAUAUAUUGACAGGAUAACAGAAGUUCGAGGCUUCACUGAUUCCCAGAAGGAGGAGUACUUCAGGAGGAGAUUCAGUGAUGAAGAUCUGUCCAGCAGAAUCAUCUCACACAUCAAGACCUCCAGGAGCCUCCACAUCAUGUGUCUAAUCCCAGUCUUCUGCUGGAUCUCUGCUACAGUUCUGGACCACAUGUUGACUACAAACCAAAGUGGACCGCUACCUAAGACCCUGACUGACAUGUACUCACACUUCCUGCUGGUUCAGACAAAGAGGAAGAAGCAGAAGUAUUCUGAUGGCCAUGAGAUUAGUCCACAGGAGUUGAUGGAGGCUGACAGAGAAGUUCUUCUUAAGCUGGGGAGGUUGGCGUUUGAACAUCUUCAGAAAGGAAACAUCAUGUUCUACCAAAAAGAUCUGGAGAAGUGUGGUAUUGAUGUCACAGAGGCAUCUGUGUACUCUGGAGUUUGUACAGAGAUCUUCAAAAGAGAGAGUGUGAUCUUCAAGAAAACAGUCUACUGCUUUGUUCAUCUGAGCAUUCAGGAGUUUCUGGCUGCAGUCUACUUGUUCCACUGUUACACCAACAAGAACACAAAGGUACUGAAGGAUUUCUUAGGAAAAACAUACAUUGAUAUAACCCUGGAUGAAUUCCUAAUGGAAGCCAUGAUGAAAUCCCUUGAAAGUAAAAAUGGCCACCUGGACUUGUUUGUUCGCUUCCUUCAUGGCCUCUCUCUGGAGUCCAACCAGAGACUCUUAGGAGGCCUGCUGGGUCGGACAGACAACAGUCCAGAAAUCAUCCAGAGAGCUAUCAACAACUUGAAGGAGAAGAACACAACAAUCUCUCCUGACAGAAGCAUCAACAUCUUCCACUGUCUGAUGGAGAUGAACGACCACUCAAUCCAUCAGGAGAUCCAAGAGUUCCUGAAGUCAGAGAACAGAUCAAAGAAGAAACUCUCUGCAAUCCACUGUUCAGCUCUGGCCUACAUGCUCCAGAUGACAGAGGAAGUUUUGGAUGAGUUGGACCUGAAGAAGUACAACACAACUGAAGAGGGACGACUGAGACUGAUUCCAGCUGUGAGGAACUGCAGAAAAGCUCUACUUUGUAACGGUAGUCUCUCAGCGACUCACUGUGAAGUUGUAGCCUCAGCUCUGAAGUCCAACCCCUCCCAUCUACGUGAGCUGGAUCUGAGUCAGAACGCGCACCUGCAGGAUACAGGAGUGAAGCUGCUGUCGGCUGGACUGGAAAGUCCACACUGUAGACUGGAGAUUUUGAGAUUAAUGUAUUGCAAGUUAUCAAAGGCCAGCUGCACUUAUCUGGGCUCAGCCCUGAAGUCCAAUGCCUCCUAUCUGAAAGAGCUGCACCUGAGUCACAACGAAAAGCUGCAGGAUUCAGGACUGAAGAUGCUGUGUGGUUUUUUGGAGAGUCCGUACUGUCGACUUGAGACUCUGAGAUUGAUGUACUGCAGUUUGACAGAUAUUGGUUGUGCUUCUAUGGCCUCAGCUCUGAAGUCCAACCCCUCCCAUUUGAAAGAGCUGCAGCUGAGUCACAACAAGCUGCAAGAUUUUGGAGUGAAGCUGCUGUGUGACUUUCUGAAGAGUCCACACUGUAGACUGGAGACGCUGAGAUUGAUGGGGUGCAGUUUGUCACAGAUCAGCUGUGCAUCUCUGGUCUCAGCUCUACAGACCAACCCCUCCCAUCUGAGAGAUUUGGACCUGAGUUACAACAAAAAGCUGCAAGAUUCAGGAGUGAAGCUGCUGUGUGCUUUUCUGGGAAGUCGACAUUGUAGACUGGAGACUCUGGGUAUUUGGGGCUGCAGUUUGUCAGAGAUCAGCUGUGCUUCUCUGGCCUCAGCUCUGAAGUCCAACCCCUCCCAUCUGAGAGAGCUGUUACUGACUGACAACAACCUGCAGGAUUCAGGAAUGAAGCUGCUGUGUGGUUUUCUGGAGAGUCCACACUGUGUACUGGAAACUCUGGGAUUGAGUAACUGCGGUUUGUCAAAGGUCAGCUGCGCUUCUCUGGCCUCAGCUCUGAAGUCCAACCCUUCCCAUAUGAAAGAGUUGGACUUCAAUCUCAACAAAAUGCUGCAGGAUUCAGGAGUGAAGCUGCUGUGUGGUUUUCUGAAGAGUCCACACUGUAGACUGCAGACUCUGAGAUUGAACGAAUGCAGUUUGUCAGAGAUCGGCUGUAAUUCUCUGGCCUUAGCUCUGAAGUCCAACCCCUCCCAUCUGAUAAAGCUGGAGCUGGGAAGAAACAACCUGAAGGAUUCAGAUGUAAAGUUGCUGUCUGAUCUGGAGAAGAGUCCACACUGUAGACUGGAGACUGUGAGCUGGAGGUGAUCUCUGUCCGAGUCUGAGUGAUGAGAAGGAUGUUUGUUUUAAGAAACGAUCAGAUCUGAUGAUCCAGAGAGGUUGAAGCAGCAGCAUCAGCUCUGCCCGGGCCAUGUUACUGGGAGGUACAGUGGAGAGGAGAGAAUCUUCCUGGAACCUGGUCCUUGACAUGAGAUGUCUGGAUUAAGAUUUUUUUAUUUUUUAUUUAUUCAGAUCUGUAUUUCUUUGUGUUGAACCUCCACGCUGUUUAAUGAUGGAGAACUGCUGUAUCACAUUAUACUGUAUCAUGAUGAUUGAAGUAUAAAUAGGUAGAUUAUGUUUUUGUUCUUUUUUCUUCUGUAUGAUUCUUUUCUCCUUGCAUACCGUACAAAUAUUGCAUUAUUUGCAGAAACCAGUGUGCUGACCCCACAGGUGAACAGAAUUAAACAAUGUUAUAAUGUAAGCGUUAGAAAGGGAAUAAACUUGACAUAUAUUUCUCGAAAUACAAAGUAAUACAUUUUUGUGUUGACCUGCCCAGGGACUCUUCUCCUUUAAUGAUAUAUUUAUUUUUAAACAUCCAGUCCUGGCCUCUUCUGAUCCCUUACCUACUCAUCCAUCACCCAUCACCAUUAUUUCUUCUCCCUGUACUCUUGGACUCAUAUUAUCUCAUCCCUCCCUCCCUUUUUCAUCAGAUAAUGAAUAUGACUGAUCAAUACUGAAGUGCUCUCCAUCAACUUCUCAGUUUCUCCUGAUCUCCCCUGAUUACUGCUUUCAUCCCUCUCUGUGUUUGCUAUGCCUCUUCCAAAUGCUAUUGAAGCAUUUCUCCUCUGCUUUUCAUCCCUCCAUUCUCUCCAGGCUGUGACUCAUCCUCAUAUCUCCUGUGUUAUUUUUUCCUCUCUGUGCAUCUGUGUUAAUGUUGGGGGGGAUUUAUUAGCACAUGUGCAGGAUGUGGGAAUAGCUGAUAUUGUGCAGAUCAUCCAGAUGAUUCAUCUCACAGCCAUGUGAACAGAAGUAGUCCAGUGACCAGUAAAUCACAAUAUUUACUGAUGGUUAAAGAUAAAUGUCCGACCGGAGUCAUUACUGUACAUUAAUGUACUAUAGGUAACAAUUUUUAAACAUAAGCUAUUGUACAUCACUCUAAGCUGUGUUAAUUGUUUCAAUCUGAACUCUCAUGUCUUACAAGACUAAUUUUAAAUGCAAAUUUUGUCAUGAACAGUAUAUUUCCUUUGAAAAUGUUUAUUAGGAGACUUUAUCCUGGAACGUGGCUCCCUCUAGUGGUACAAAAGUGACACUCCCAGUUGAGUUGAGCCUCUCAGGCAGCGCUGCACUUCCAAGCUCUUCGGAGAAAUUGUAAGUAAUAGCUGCAUCAUUUUUUCAUUGCAGAAAAGUUAAAUAAUGUUUUUUUUUAUUUUGGAUUAUGCUAGAUUGCAAGUGGUAAUAUGGAGUUAAUUCUCAUCUAGGUGUUAUAACUUCAUAAAUAUAAACCAAAUAAAUACAUAAAUAAAUAAACAAUCACUAAUCAUCUUGGUAUAAACUAUGAAUGCAUAUUUGAUUUCUAUGUUAAGUUCUAUGUUGUAUUUCUGUUGUAUUUGUCUAUAAUCUCUUCUAUUCUAUUGUGACCUCUUGUUUUUCAGGCUGUAGCCCAAUGAGUUUCUGUUUACAGUUACACCCCACAGACAGACAGACAGACAGACAGACAGACAGACAGACACACACACACACACACACACACACACACACUCCAUUUGGAAGUGUUUUAGUGUGUUGUAUGCAGACAGCCAGUGUAUUCAGGGUAACUAAGUGUUCACAGAGCAUUGAAUGCCACCCAAGAAUAUAGAGACCAGCAAACUGGUCUGGUUUCAUUUAAACCAACUUCUAUUCAGCUUUGUGACAAAGAAAUGAGCCAUUUUCAACACAACACGACACUUGUCAGUAAUCACACUUAAGACUAAGAUCAUUUACUGUUUAGCUAACUGAAUGAGUUACUUUAGUUUAUGUCCAAUGCAACAAGAAAUUUUAUACAAUAACCCACAUUAUUUUCUUAAAUAUAAAGGUAUGGCAUUUCUGUACCAUAGAUUUAACAAAAUAAGGAUACGGGAGGGGCGAGAGGUCCCGGGUUCAAUUCCCGGACGAGCCCCCAAUUUAUGUUACGCCCCUGUCUAGGGGGAAGGAGCGCCACAUAAAUGUUUGAUUUUUAGGAAGGGGGGUGUUACGGCCCUGGCCGUAUUAUUAGUAUUAUGUCAUGGUAUUGGGUUCGUCUGUGGUGUGUGUUGGUGUUUUUGUCCCUGUUCCUCUGCAGGAGUGUGCAGCCUGUCGAUUGUCAGAUCUUUGACGGCAACCCGUAGGUCAGCGCUGACUGGUCCAUGCCGUGGGCUCGGCUGGUGGAGUGUCGCCUGCUGGUUGGUUCUCCCAGGGAGCCGCAACAUCCGCCGGGGAUUCAAAACGCCGCACCACACCGAAGCUCUUCGACAGAACCUUCAGCAGCAGCAUCCUUCUGUCCUCGGUUGUAGAGUGUGUGUUUUUGCGAUAGCGUGAAUUGUUAGGAUCUUAGUAGAUAGUGUUUUUGUAUGAUUGUGUUUAGUGAGUAUCGUAAGGGUGAGCUGCCAUUUUCUUUGUACUACUUUUCUCCUGUUUUUCAUUAGGAUAGGGAGUUAGGUUUAGUAACUGUAUUUUAUUUAUAUUGCAUAGGGAUUAGUAAGGAUUUUUGUUUAAGGAAGUUAGCCCUGUUUUGUUUGUUGUUUUGGCCUUGGUUCACCCUGAAGUUUGUUGUUUAGUCUUUGUUGCACUUUGUUUCACCUGUUUGUAAAUAAAUCACAUCACUUGAUUGUUAA